Messenger RNA from Gopherus evgoodei (Goodes thornscrub tortoise), 927 nucleotides. It is a transcript of the gene CRYAB, whose product is annotated as crystallin alpha B. The transcript has 3 exons. Gene Ontology annotation, biological process: protein refolding; response to heat. The coding region runs from base 256 to 780 and encodes 174 amino acids. Gene Ontology annotation, molecular function: structural constituent of eye lens; protein folding chaperone. NCBI's taxonomy places the organism in Eukaryota, Metazoa, Chordata, Testudines, Testudinidae. The record is from RefSeq and is a predicted model, not a curated record.
UUCUUGCUGACCCACUAGACUUUUUUUUCCCCUCCUCCUUAGCAGAGCUUUCAAAUCCCCUAGAUAAUUGACUGGCCGCUGCUGAAUGGAGCAGACGGAGAGCUGGGAUAAUAAAACUCCUGACAUCACCCUUCCAGAGAGUUCAGUGGUGGGGGGCGAGGCCUGGACGGCAGUGGGUAUAAAAAGCCGUGGCACACCAGUCCUUGAAGAACUCUGCUGCACAUAAAUUCUUACUCUUCUCCCAGAUAAACACAGAUGGAUAUCGCCAUUCACCAUCCCUUGAUCCGCAGACCCCUGUUUUCCUUAUUGACACCAACACGAAUCUUUGACCAGAGCUUCGGAGAGCAUCUCUCAGAGUCUGAGCUGUUCCCUACUUCGGGCGCUCUCAACCCUUUCCUGAUGAGAUUCCCCUUCCUAAGGACACCCAGCUGGCUAGAGACGGGAUUCUCAGAGAUGCGACUGGAGAAGGACAAGUUUUCCGUAAAUGUUGAUGUGAAGCAUUUCUCUCCCGAGGAACUAAAAGUCAAGGUGUUGGGGGAUGUGAUCGAGGUCCAUGGAAAACACGAGGAGCGCCAGGAUGAGCAUGGCUUCAUUGCCAGGGAGUUCAACAGGAAAUACAGGAUCCCAGCAGAUGUGGAUCCUCUGUCCAUCACCUCAUCCCUGUCUUCGGAUGGAGUCCUGACAGUGAAUGGACCAAGAAAACAAACCGAUGUUCCCGAGCGCACCAUUCCCAUCACCCGCGAGGAGAAAUCUGCCAUCGCAGGGGCCCAGAGGAAGUAGGAAGCUGUUUGAAACCGACUUUUCCAUUAAGGAAAACCUUUCCAUUGGAUGCAAGCAGCGUAGGCUGUACUGACUGGCCAUACUUAUUUAUUUAUGCUAAGGAAAGAGAACAAGCUCAUUUGCUAACAAAUAAAACAUAAAUAAGCA